AUGUCACGCGAGAUCGUCGCACGUUUCGUCCCAGCUAUUGAUGAAGACCUGACAAGCUACCGCGCCGUGUCUGAGGCGUUGAGCUCCGCGGAAUGCAGUGUGGAGGCUCUUCCAUCGAUCGCUCGUACGCUGGCUGCGCUGCAUUCCAAGACAAGACACCCAGGGGACGAACUAAAGCGCGACGACAGGAAGAGAGAACUUGCCGCUCGAGUCUUCGCGACGGAGCCGGGCGCGCGCGCUUCAAACACGGACGAGCUGUCGUCGGCGUUCAAAGCGUGCGACGAGACAGUCACGCACGGUAACUUCUCGGACGACAGCGUACUGGUGGACGGCUCGGGGGACGUGAAGGUGGUCGACUGGUCACACAGCUGCACGGGACCGCGGAGUUUCGACGUCGGAUGUUUCGUCGCGAGUCUGUUCCUGCUGUACUACCGGCACGAGGCAGCCAAUGAGCGGCAGGCGAUGUACAGCCUCGUGGACGGAUGCAAACACUUCGUGCAAACGUACGUCGAGUCGCUGCCGCAGGAAUGGCGGCCAGCGGAUGGGAGCCAGUUCUACAGUGACGUCGCGGGAUACGCAGGAGUCUGGCUCGCUUACAGGUGA
Priapulus caudatus is the source of this 603-nucleotide messenger RNA. Its product is annotated as methylthioribose kinase-like. The transcript has 5 exons. The record is from RefSeq and is a predicted model, not a curated record. Lineage: Eukaryota; Metazoa; Priapulida; Priapulimorpha; Priapulimorphida; Priapulidae. Bases 1 to 603 code for a protein of 200 amino acids.